GGCCCCAGAUAACUUAAAAGCCUCAUUGAACACUUGGUGUCUAGUGCAAAAUAGUAUGCUUGAUGCCGAGGAGGAAUACCAAGGUGUACAGGACACAGAGCCCUGCCCUUCUAGAGCAAAAAUUUGGAUGAAGCGGACCAGCGGAGAAACCAACCGUCAGUCGGUACAACCUCUCCUUUUUUGGCCUUUCGCUAUCAAGUACAUGCAGUGUGUAUCAAGUGUGGUGUGCACUCAACUAGUUUAAUUCCCAAACUGCCAUCCUAAGGUGGGAAAUGCAAAAUUCUAUUUAAUUUUCACUUUUAAAGGGGUGAUUAUGGGUUUGCAGUCUUAGGUGUUUGCGGAGGGAUUUCCUUUUUCCUUUCCCGGAGAGGCGUACCUAAUUCCCACCUGCUUCCUAAGACAAAACGCACUUCCCUUCCUGGUCUAAGAGCUCACUGAGCACUGACCAAUAGGUUCGGCCCGAUUUCUCUGAGGGGCGGGACCUCGUGCCUGGGCUUUGGAGACCCGCCCCCCGUACGUGGCCUGCGUGCGUGACGACGUGCGGCGCGAGGCGGUUUCUCCAGAGUGUGGCGCCCCCCGGCGGCAGCGAGAACUCAAUGUGACAAUCGGACCUGAGCGCCUGCCAUGGAGCCGCAGAAACAGGCGCGAACACCCGGGGACCCCGUCGCGUGGCCGCGUGGGCCCUCGAGGUCUCAGACGCCGGACGACGAGGAGGGGCCGGAGGCCAACACAGCGCCCGCGGCGGCUUUUCUCGGCGCGGAGGCGGACGACGCCUGUGUGGACGCGCUGUGGGAGCUGCCGGUGGAGCCCGCCGAGCGGAGGCCCGAGUGCAGCCGCUGCAGCCGGCCUCAGAAAGUAUGUUUGUGUCCAUUUCUACCAUUGCAUCCUCUGCAUAUCUCUACUCAUUUGUACAUAAUUCAACAUCCAGCAGAGGAAAACAAAGUGUUGCGGACAGUUCCCCUUUUAGCAGCAUGCCUCCCCCAGGACAAGUGUAAAGUCAAGAUUGGUCGUCGCUUCAGUGAAGAAAGAGAUCCUGAACUUUCAACUGUUUGUCGGAAGUCUGAUACAUUAAUAUUAUAUCCAGGGGCUGAAGCUGCUAAUUUGGAAGAAUUUAUAUUAGAUUCUCCUGUUUAUCCUUCCACAAUCAUCAUCAUUGAUGGUACAUGGAGCCAGGCUAAGGACAUUUUCUAUAAGAAUUCUUUGUUCCGCCUGCCCAAACAGGUGCAGUUAAAAACUAGCGUUUCUAGUCAGUAUGUAAUUCGGACACAACCGACUAAUAGGUGCCUUUCUACCCUGGAAUGUGCAGCUGCUGCUCUUUCCAUUUUGGAGAAAAAUGAUUAUAUACAGGAGACUUUGCUUCGCCCUCUUCAAGCUUUGUGCUCUUUCCAGCUGCAGCAUGGUGCUCAAAUUCGCCUCAGCAAGGAACACCUUCUGAAAAAUGGAUUAUAUCCUAAGCCAAUGCCAAAGAACAAACGCAAGCUCAGGAAAAUGGAACUGUUAAUGAACAGUGUUAAAAUUUAGUACUGUUGUUCGUGGUGCUAGUUAUGGUGUCUUCUGCUGAUAAAACCAGAUUAGUGGGGAAAGUUGAUGCUGAUUGGUGCUGAUGCUGAUGGGGAAUAGCCAGAUUCACACUGCAAAAGGACCAAGAAGAAGACAGAGCAAAAAAUGACCUACUGCAGAGACAAAAACGGAAGCCAUCAGCUGGGAACGGAAUCUUUCCACUACCGCUGCAAGGGGCCUUCCUCUCUUCUUGGCAUGUGCUAGUGGAGCCACUCCACCCUGUUUCAGUUACCGGCAAUUGACCACAAUCUGGAGGCAGAUGGUCCUUUUUCUGAUACACGAUCAGAAGGUUGAUGCUAGUAACCUAACGCUUCAUCACCUCACUUCAUCUCAUCGCGUAGGCAUUUUAUCAUCUCACACCAUCCUACGAGAAAGGCAGAAACUUCUUUUGUGUGUGUGCCUGAGAAGAGAUGAACAUACAUUCCCUCCUACCAGGCUGAACGUUUGGCCAGAAAACACAACUCACCCGUUGGCGGCUGACAAUCCAGGCUCAUCAAAAUAAAUGUGGGGUCCCCUUCAUCUAUAGAGGUUGAGAAGAACUCGGAGAGCUGGACCUGGCCCUCUAAGGCAAUGGUGGGAUUGUGGACUUCACACUGGAUGCCAGUAUGGAACACUGAGAUCCAGAUGAGACAAAUCACAUCUUAGCAGAGGCCAGUGUGGGCAAAGAAUUGUCAUGGCCAUGUUUUCCCAUUCCCCCUGGUGCCAGCAGAUUGUACACGGAGCAUAGAUCACCCCCAGGAAGAAAAGAAGGAGAGGAUCCUCUCAUUUUGGGAAAGAUGGAUACCAGAACAAGCCUUGGUCUACUCUGCAGACUUGGGAUGCUUACCGUGGCAGUUAGAAGCCAUUAGUGAAGAUAAAUCAGGUGAGGCCCCAGUACAUCCCACUCGUCCACUGGUGCUUCCUAUUAGCAGCAUCUUUAUUUUCCUACCUGAAGCGCUCUUGUCCUUCCAAGUGACAGGAAGGAGAUAAGGCGUGUUCUUGUUAAGAGCUUGUUCGGAGUGGGAACACGGGUAGCUCUGGGAGCCCUGCUGACCAUUAUCUUCCCAUUCAGGAAGGCCUUGGGUAAAUUGCCACAUGAUCUCCAGUGUCCACUUCCCAUUUGUUAUUCGGACAAUAAAACGGAUAUAACUCCACGCAUGACCUUGGUCCAUGCUUGCUAGGUGCUCCAAGGGAGUUAACUGGAAUCAGUAGUGGCCUCCCUGAAUUCCGUGGAAAAGACCAGAUGCAUAUGCUUCUGCUAUUACGGUGCUCAGUGUUUGGAAAGGAGCAGUUUUGCAUUGUUAUGCAAACACCAAGGUUUGCAACGUGACCAUAUUUAUUUAUGGCCUCUGGAGAGAUGUACUACUUCUAGUGCUGACAGAGGUAAUCAAUGCCUGAAUGAGUUUGUCUACAUAGUCAAGUGAUACCUGGGGGACUUUCUGAGGUAGUUGAAGUCAUAGGAUGCCUGAAGUUAUGUUGUAAUGGUCACCUGCAUCUUCUGAAGCAGUUCUUCCCAACUGUGGUGAUACAUUAGAAUCAAUGGAAGACCUUGUACGAGGUCCCAGUGCCAGUGUCCCAACCCUGGUGAUUCCAUUUUGGGAUGAAACCUGGGCAAAAUAAGUGUUGAAAGCUCCCCAGGUAAUUCUAACAAGAUCCGCCUUUUUAUUUUUUUAUUGUUAUUUGUUUUUUAAUUUUUUUUAAGUUUGUUUAUUUUUGAGACAGAGAGAGACAGAGCAUGAACGGGGGAGGGGCAGAGAGAGAGGGAGACACAGAAUCGGAAGCAGGCUCCAGGCUCUGAGCCAUCAGCCCAGAGCCUGAUGCGGGGCUCGAACUCACGGACCGCGAGAUCGUGACCUGAGCUGAAGUCGGACGCUUAACCGACUGAGCCACCCAGGUGCCCCAAGAUCCGUCUUUUUAAAAGCUUCCCAAGGGGCACCUGGCUCAGUCGGUUAAGCGUCUGACUUCCGAUUUUGGCUUAGGUCAUGAUCUCACAGUUGUGAGAUCGAGCCCUGCAUCUGGCUGACGGCACAGAGCCUGCCUGGAUUGUUUCUCUCUCCCUCCCCUGCUCUCUCUCUCUCUCUCUCUCUCAAAAUAAAUAAAUAAACUUUAAAAGCUUUCCAGGAAUGCAGGAAGAGUUGAAACCUACCAAUGGAAAGCAUAGCCCCCUUUGCAGCAUUGUUUAAUGAGAGGAGAUUCUUUUAUUAUAAACCACCCAUGGUUUAGCAGUCUGUGUGCCAUCAUGAAGAAAGAGUUGGAGCUGAUAGUCUUAUUAUACACUGUCUCAAUAUGAUGGCUAUGUUUGUUAAUAUUCAGAUGUUCUGUUUUCACCUCAAGGGACUAACUAUACCUUAUUAGUUUAUGUUUAUCCUGACCACAGUAAAAAUAUGAAAACAAAUAGACUACAGCAAUGUGUAUGUUACCCAAGGAGAUGAAUUUUUUUUUGUUAUUUCUAUUCUAUUACUAUGAUAUGUAACUAAUAUUAACAGUGGCUUCUGGGGCACCUGGGUGGCUCAGUCGAUUGAGUGUCCGAGUAGGCUCAGGUCAUGAUCUUAAGGUUUGUGAGUUCAAGUCCCACAUCGGGCUCUUUGCUGUCAGCGCAGAGCCCACUUUGGAUUUUCUGUCUCCUUCUCUCUCCUUCUCCCCUGUUUAUGCUCUCUCUCAAAAAAAAAAAAAAAAAAAAGGAAAAAGAAAGAAAAAAAAGAGUGACAUCUGUUUAUAUUAAUAAGUAGAUGUUUGGGAUCCGUUCAUUUAUUGAUUCAAAAUGUUGGCUUAUCCUUUUUAUGUAUCAGGAGCCAGAAUAAUCAGUCUUAUAAGGCAAUACAUAAUUAUCUUGAAAACUAAAAUUUAUUGUGGAAAUAGUCAAAUUAUUUUGUAGAGUUACUUUUGAUGCUGCAACAUCUUUGAGACCAGCGCUUUAAAGUGUCGUGUGAUAGGCAAUUGUAUGGCUUUUUCAACAAAGGACAUCUGCUAGCUUUUACUUUUGUUGGACAACAGGUAUUGGAAAACUGAUAGUAGUGACUCUAGAAUUUCUAAUAUAAUUUGUAAACUCUGGUGCUCUGGUUCUAAACAUUUUGUUCUUAAGGCACAGACUUCUGAAGCAGAGAAUUUUUGAUAAUAUUCAUGAAGGGAAUAAAAGAUAAAGCACGAAUAAAAAGUAAGCACAGAGUUAUUUAUAAGAGAGAAAAUUAAAGAAGUAAAAACACCCAGUGAAAGUGGUUAGUUAACGGUCAUGACACAUCCAUAAGGUGGGAUGUUAUGAUACAAAUUUAGAAAGUUUAAAGAAAAUGGGAAAAUGCUCAUAUUAUGUAGAGAAAAAGCUGAAUAUAAAAUGGCAGUCAUAGUAUGAUGCUGUCUCAAAUGCACAAAUAUUGGGGUGCCUGGGUGGCUCAGUAGUUGAUUAAGUGUGACUCUUGAUUUCAGCUCGGGUCAUGAUCUCAUGAUUCAUGGGAUCGAGCCCUGCAUCAGGCUCUGCACCAAGCAUGGAUCCUGCUUGGGAGUCUCUCUCUCCUCUCUCUCUUCCCUCCCCUCCUCUCAAAAAAUAAAUAAGUAAACCUCAAAACAAAUAUAAUAAAAUGCACAGUUAUUCAUGUUGACUUUGUUUUUCUCCAUUCCUUGGAUGCUUUGGAGUGAUGGCAAAGUCCAGGAGAUCCCCAGAUGGUCUCAGUUGUCCCGGACACCUAGCCAGGCACAAGGCAUUUGCAACGCUGCUUUUCCCAGGUGUGGGUUUUCAGUUUCUGGCGAUUCCUUCCAAGUGUGAUGCUGGAUUCUACUGGGGAAGACUGUGUGGGUAUGUAGCUAAAAGAUUUACUACCUAGCAAUGACUCAGAUCAAAGUCAAGUGGCAAAGUGAUGGGUCAGCAUUCCCUUACGAUUCUUUUAGCUAAUGUAAGCCAUCAUUGCCACUUACCACAUCGUAUUUUGUAGCACAGCACCCCUCUCAAAUCCCUCCAAAACUAUCCCCCCAAGGGAAGCUCACUAAACCAAAUAUGCUUCCAUCCCUCAUUAGUGUUUUUCUCCUUUGUGGUUGUUUUUUUUUCUCAUUAUAAUUAACUGAAAGCAGUGGUUCUCCAAGGGUGGUUCCCUGGGUCUGCAGCAUCAGCAGGGAGUUUAAACUUAAAAAAAAAAUUUUUAUGGGGUGCCUGUGGCUCAGUCAGCUAAGCGACUGCCUUCAGCUCCAGUCAUGAUCUCAUGGUUUGUGAGUUCGAGCCCUGCGCUGGGCCCUCUGCUGUCCUCACAGAGCCUGCUUCAGUUCCUCUGUUCCCUUCUCUCUCUGCCCUUCCCCCACUCAUCCUCUCUCCCUCCCUCCCUCACUCUCUCUCAAAAAUAAAAAAUAAAUUAAAAAAAAUUUUUAAAUGUUUACUUAUUUUUGAGAGAGAGAGAGAGCAAGAGCACGAACAGGGGAGGAGCAGAGAGAGAGAGGGAAACACAGAAUCUGAAGCAGGCUGCAGCCUCAGAGCUGCCAGCACAGAGCUAGACAUGGGGCUUGAACUCACAAACUGUGAGAUCAUGACCUAGGCUGAAGUCGGAUGCCCAACCGACUGAGCCACCCAGGUGCCCCAAAUAUGACAAAUAAAUUUAAAAAAAAGUUAAAAAAAUUGUUUUACUUGUUAACGAUGAUGUGUUUCUUUCCUAUAUAAUAUUUCUCACCCAACAACUUAUGGAAUUAUUAUAGCUAAUUAUAACUAAUUUUCACAAUCACAUUAUGAAGCAGGUGCUAUUAUUUUCCUGUUUUGCGGAGAAGGAAACUGGACACAGAGAGGAUAAGUAACUCACCCCAGGUCGUGCCACUAUAAAAAAUGCUCACAGGUCAAAUACUGGCAGCAAAUAGAAAAGUGAGCAGUGGUUAUAUCUGGGUGUGGGACUACAGAUAGCUUUAAAUUUCUUCUCUGUGCUUUUCUGUAUUUUCCAAAACAAAUCUAUAUUACACUUGUCAGCAGGAAAAAAGAAUCUAAAAUAGUAUUGCCAGAACUAAGGUGGUAGUUUCAGUGGAGACUUGGUGUAAGGGUGAACCAGAACAGGAGAAAGAGGAGUUGUGUUUAUUAAAAACCUUCUUUUGCAGGUCAGGUCUUCCAGGAUCCUGGCAGCUGCUGAGCAAGUGAGGAAACAAAGAGCCCCCCAGUGUGGUGGGUGAGCGUCAGAGCCGGAAAUCCAGGGAGGGCAUGACAUUGAGCCUUCCAAAGUCCGAUCUUUCCAACGUCUUCACAGGUUUUGAAACUUACUGUCCUUGUAGGUGGCCAGUGGUAAAGUACAUUUUAUCACAGUAUGUCCAGGAGACAUUUGAGGAAGCAGAACUCAGCUCUCUAUGUCCAAGGUUUAAGGAAAGUUUGGCCAUAAAAUAAUGCCCUGACUCAUCUUUAAUUAAGUGUGCAAUGUGGGAAAGGAAUUAGUGUCUUCCGGUGUAUGGGAUGGAGAAACAGCUAUAAGUUUUCAAAAUAGCCCAUUAUUAGCAAUCUGCACUGAAUCGAUUGGUACCCACAGCUCAGUCAGCCUUUAAACAAGCUGGACAAUAGCUGAAGUAAUUAUUUGGGGUAAAUUAUUGCCGUUGUAAAAUGUAAUCAAUGUUUUAUUACAGCAAAAAGAGAUGUUUUUUCUUAAUUUCUCUCUUCAUUCCACCUCUCCUCAGCCGGAUCUCCUUGUCAGAGCUCUGGAAGAAUGGUAUUUUGUUUCCUCCCCUCCAUUGGCAAGCGAGUCCCAGGCAUCCAAAUGCAGCAAGACAGGACACAUCUUGUAAAGAUUUGCUGCUUAAGUGCUGAACAUGUUCAGACAAGAUGGAAGAAAUUGUUCAAAAAGGGGGAUGGGAAGAAAAAAAAUUCUCUGAAGAUGGAGGAGUAUCCGUGUCAGGAUGAAGAAAUUGGCAAGUGGAUAAAUGUGACAAAACAGAAAAAGAGAAGGAAAGAAAAUUCACUAGGGUGGGAGCUAUGGAAAGGCCUGUGAGCCUACAAAAUUAAGCUGUACCUGGAAGAUACAAAAUACUAGGCCAGGUGAAAUCCUAAUGAUGCAAGAAACACAUGCACAUUGCUAAGUAGAAUAACCACAGUUGUAACUCUUGGGAAAUAACAAUGGUUAAUACCUUUUGAACUGGGACUCCAGAAAAAGGUAAAUUGACAUGCUUAUCCAGGAGCUGAGCAGUUUUCUGGGGGCAUAAAUCUCAGCCAUAAAUGAGACCUGCUUGGACUCGUUAAACCCACUAAUCAAUUAACUCCAGCUGGGAGGGAAGGAACAAAGGAGAAAUUUGUUCCCAAACCAUGUUCCCAAGGAAACUUCCAAAAGAAGAGAAAAAAGGCUCUGUGCUGAGUUAAGCUCAGGCAGUGUCAUAUGCUAAAUCUUUGCUUUUGGAGAGUCUCAGGAAAUCAACCUGGUAGACUUAGUUUAGCUUAGACUUUUCCAAAGAUAUUUGACCAUGGUAUACUUUUUCAGUGACAUAUACAUUAAAGUAUGGAACAAACUUUUUGUGAAUGUAUGAUUCUUGAAUAUCUGGUAAUGCUCAUUGGCCUGUCAAGUGAUUUGAUAUUUACAGAGAAAAAAAAAAGAAAGAAAUACUUUUAUUUGUACAUAUUUCACAGCUUUGAAAUAGAAGAUUCUUAGAUUUUCAGAAAUUCAGUUAUUUUCUUAUAAUCUUGUGUGUGCUACACAUACUAUAUCAUCUGUUCAUCCUGCCUUCGAUUCAGUUAUUAGAAAAUAGAUGGUUUUGGCUGAAGUAUUUUCUAACCACUUACUUAUUGCAUAAGCUAAGUUCAUGUUUUCUUUUUAUAGUUGCUAUGCAUUUUAGCCCCAGUUGAUGAAAAUUGAUUAAAAUGUUGUACAGUAGAAUAAACACCAUGAUAAAUAUUGUAAAGUGAAUGUAUCUUCUCAAAAAUAAUAGUGUGGAUAUAGAACACAAAUCUGCAUUGUCUCAGAAAAGUAAUCACUCGUAACACAUUCACCUGAGUGGCCAAAAAAAAAAAAAACAACUACAUGUAAAAGGUACAUUGAAUAUUCAGAUGGAUCCAUUGAAGUGCAAUUUUAUAGGAUCUACGAUCUAUUUCUAGAAUUCUGUCACGUACAAAACUCCGUUUAUUAUGCUCUUUUCAAAGUGCUGACAAAUCAGUCAAUCAAAUCAAUCUAGAUUCUUCUAAAAUAGGAAUCGGAAUAAAAUUAUGUUUAUUCAGAGAACUGCUGGGAUCUCCAAGUUGUCACAGCACAGCAACCACAAACUUCGGGGCCAAGAAAGGGAAGGAAAAGGGGAAAAAAAAUUAAUGAGCUGGAAAGCUGGAGAAACUCCAAAAUCUUUGGGAAAUAGAAAAAAUUUAUAUGACAUAGGAAAUUCUUGAAUCAUGUUAUUAAGUCAGGAAGACACAACAUUUACUGUGGGAUUUUUUUGAUCCUACAUUCCUCAAAAAAAGAAAAAGUACGUCGUGCUAUUGCCAGAAAGAUGAUAAACUAGUGUAAAGUUGAGAAAGAAAAGAAAAUUUGCAGGUUACAAUUUUUGAGUCAAGUAAUAUUGUAGAGCGUUGCCUAAUAUCAAGGAUAUAUGAUUUACAAAGGCAGUUGCCAUCACACACUUACUAAAUACUUAGCAAUUUCAGUUGGACAAAACCAGUGAUGUGCUCGACAUGAACACAUUCUCUGCAAAGAUGCAGUCCAUUUGAGAAAGAAAAGUGCUCAAUGACUCUCUCUGUUGGUCAUCACUAAAUAUAAUGCUAACAGAGAAAUUAAAAAAAUUGUUAAUAAUGAUAAUAAAAAAUUGUUAAAAAAAUGUUAAUUGAGUUGUACUGCAGACUCAAAAAGGUGUUCUGAGAUAGGCAUGGGAGAGCAUGUGCUACUUGUACAGGAAGGAAUGGCGUUAGUGGGUAGAUUGCUUUGAAUGCCAGGAACCAACAGCUUUAGUCACAGAAAAUGUUUGAUUGGAAACAGUUUCUCUUUAAAUUACAAAAACAACCACAUUAUUGUGAGUGUUUAUUCUUCUUUUCAGUGUGUUUGAUUGAACAGCUUGUAUGAGACUGAUUUUUUUACUGGAGUCUUCCAGCUGUCGGUGAAAAACAGGUAUACGCUCACCGGCUUUUAAAAUAAAGAUGAUAAAAAUAUUUUUCUUGAAACAUGUUAUGGCCAAUAAUUUCAAGGUUUAUUCAAAUGAUGAUAUGUUUGAAUCUUGAAAAGGCUAAACUUAGUGCGUAAAAGCAUAUAGAUCAUGACUUUGUCUUGUUGAAUCAAAGUAUUCCAUGAUUUAAAAUAAGACUGUAUUGUAGAGCAUUUUGGCUCAUACUAUGAGUUUGAUUCUUAUUCAGUGCUUGAUGAUUUUCUUCUCUCAUCAGAGAAAAAGAUUGAUAAUGUGUCAUGAUUAUGUUUUACAUCAAUAUCUAAAUGCUGCCACAAAAUUACUUUCCAGGGCCAAAUACAAUGUAGCAAACAAAAAUCUAUUUGCAAGAACCUUCCAAAUUAAAACAUUUUAAUAUGCUUUGGUUGCCAAUUUAUAUUCUGGAGGCCCAUUAAAGAUAGUGUUUGAUGUGAAAUUUCUUCAUAAUUUUUGGGUCAGUGUUUAACUUUUUAAAAUUAUGGAAGUUUACUGCCGUUAUGCUUGACUUAUAAGACUAAAAAUAUAAAUCAACUCAACCUGUACCUGUUACUUAAUCUAUACCUAAUCUCCCUAUUUAUUUCUGGCAUUAUGUUGAGAUCUUGGUGUGAGAUUAGAAGUGAUAUUUUCCUUAUGACUGAUCAGAAAUGAAUGAAAAUGCCAAUUUCAACAUAGGCUUUAUUUUUAUAACUUAAAAUCAUAACACUUAAAGUUUACCCAGAGUUAGUGAUAGGGAUUUUUGUUAAAUAACUAGGACAUGUGUUGUAGAUAAAAUGUUUGAGAAACCUUGGUGUAGAGGAGUAUUUUGGAAAAUGUUAGAUGAGAAACUCAAGGGUUUGGAGGCAUGGAACAUGGAAACCAUUAACAAAGAAAAUGGCAUUGUUUCUUUCUUUUUUUCUUUUUUAAAGUAGGUGUCAUGCACACUGCAGGGCUUGAACUCAUGACCCUGAGAUCAAGAGUCAUAUGCUUAACCAACUGAGCCACCCAGGCACCUGAUGCCAUUGUUUCUAAAACCAAACUUGAAUAAGACAAGAGGGAGUCUGAUGUUCAAGUAAUUCUAUAAAACAGAGUUUUGUCCACAAGAACAGAUAUGACUGAAAAAAAAACCAUACUGGAGAAAUACCAGUGGUAAUCAGGAAAUUAGAAAGAACGAAGGGAAAGAUGAACUUGGGUGCUGAUUCUUGAUUUGUUCAUCCAGUUAAUAAUACAAAAAUAUUUUCUGAGGCUAGAGAGGUUAAAUAGCUAGUUGCUAUGGAACUGAGUUAGGUGUCUGAGAUAAGACUAGAUCCCACGUCUGUUGGAAUCAUAACCUGGUCUCUGGACCUCUGGUGACUGCCAUUGACCGUAUAAUACAACCAGCAAGGACUACUUUUUGAAGAAAUAUCAUGUGUUGGAUUUUAUUUGAGUGAAAUCAAGGGCCUGUGAAAUAUCUGCCCAAGAUAUCAAUUGUGCAGUUGGACAUAAAGGUGUGACAUUCAGAGGAGCUGUCUGAGCUACAGGCUUCAGAUUAGGUGUCAUUGUAUUAUAUACAAGUUGAUAUGACUUUACCUCAAACAUUUUAUCUGCAAAACAUGUACUUAGUCAUUUAACAAGUGGAGGAUUUAAAUAGAAAAGAGCCUAAAAACACCUGAUAUUUAAAAGUUAGAUAAAAAUCCCAAUAUUGGCAGGUUAGAUGGAAGAGAAGCAAUUAGAGAAGACCAAGAACGAAUGAUGAGUCAGAAGCGAAGGAAACCAGUGGGGUGUGAUGUCACAGAAUUCAAAGGAAGAGAAUGUAUGUGAAGAGAAAGUCCACUAUGUGGAAGUCUGCUGAGAAGUCAAGAAAAAUAAGGAAAAUACCCAGAGGCUUUAAUGCAGAGCAGUAUUGUAGAGGUUCCCAAGUCGGUGGAGUAUUUAAAAACAAAGCACUGAGCAUGGGUCCUAAAAAGAAAGUAUGAGUGCUGAUUGCGAAUUUAGACUCCUGAUUCCAGUGGAAGUUGCCCAUGGCAUCUGAAUAUAGGCAGGUUUAAAUGAAUUUGGGUUGUCAGUGGAAACUUUGGAGUUCUCCACUGAAGAGUGACUGGGGGAGUAAAGACACGCAUUGUCUUUAGCAUUGUAGAUACCCAACAUUUGUCUUUUGGUCCUGCAAGCACAAGUUCAAAUGAGGUUGAUUUGCCCUUUGUGCCUCUUCUCUUUGGUUUCCUUUCACACAUCAAUCUCCUCUUAUAUCACUUUUCUCUUAGAGAGGGAUGUGUGUGUGGCGGGGGGGGGGGGGGGGAGGGCACAGUUCAGGGAAACAUGGAAUAAUCUUAAUGUUGAAAUGUGGAAUUAAGAAACGAGGUAUAUCCAAGCUAUUCUGUGGGACAACAUAACUGAAUUUAAAAGCAAAUCAUGAAAGUCAUUGUCAUAGAUGAAUAACACGCUUUAUAAUUUGAUGAGGAGGGUAUUUAAUAUUACAAUAAAAUUGUAAACAACCAUACCAAGUUCCGAUUUCAAAAGGAUGUUUAGUUAUAGAAAAACAAUUGCUACAGGGCCAUUUCUGCAAAACUAUUGUGUGGAAAAUAGUAGUAAAAAAAUCGCUCUUUUUGACCAUUUUACUAUAAUAUGUGAAUAAAGAUUUACCUAAUGUUGUAUUAUAUUUUAUAAAAUGAAGUUAAUAUUACAAAUGGAAGAAAUGGUUGGGGAAAAGGACCCUUCUAAUUCAUUAGGAAGUUUUUCUCUUUUUGUAAAAAAAAACAAAAACAACUUUGCUUUUUCAUAAAUUCUUUUUGAAAUAUAGAACACCAUAGAAACAGUGACAUCUUCUAUUAGGGGUACAAACUGGCAGAUCAUUUAUUUUGUCUGAUUUCUUAAUUACUGAGCCUGCUGUAUAUGGUACCAAAAUUUAUAGACUUUGCCAGAGUCAUUUUGUUGUUUUACCCAAGAUUUGUAUAAUUUAUUUUUGAUGUGGUGGACAUGAUACUGCAUUCAAUUGUCUGUGCAUCUAUUUCCUAAAGUAACUUGAGUGUAAUAAAUAAGUAUUUUGGUUUCAAAAGAAAUAAAUCCUGUUUAAAUUUGUUUAUUUAAAAAAUGUGUUAAUGUUUUUAUUUAUUUUUGAGAGAGAGAGAGAGAGAAAGCAUGAGCCAGGGAGUGGCAGAAAGAGACGGAGACACAGAAUCUGAGUUGUCAGCACAGAGCCUGACGCGGGAUUGGGACCCACGAACCGUGAGAUCAUGACCUGGGCCGAAGUCCGACGCUUGACCAACUGAGCCACCCAGGAGUUGGAUGGAGAGUUUCACCAAGCCACAAAUUUUUGAGCUGAGUUUUGAGCUGGAUCUCAAGAUGAGUAGGAAUUUACCAAGGGAGAAAAAAAAAAAGGAGAGAAGAGAGUGCUUCACCAGCAGAGAAAGCAAGCAGCAUGGACCACAGGGUCAUCAAGUGAACACUGAUGAGGCCACAACCGCGCUACUGGUCCAAUGCACUGAGACGGCCAUUAGCCCAUCUGGUGAAACUGAAUGUAAGACCAGAAAGGAAUCUCAGAGGUGACAAUCUGAUUGGAAGGAGAAUUACCCACAUUAUUUUCACUUGUCGAAGGAAGAGGAAGUCUAGUAAAGAAACAGAACUGAAAGAGAGACCAAAUGGCCCUUCAUCUUCUGAGUCAUUUCUAUUCUGUUUAUUUCUCCAUUUGCUCAAUUUCUUUGAGUACACAUGAGGCUGAACUAGCAUGUCAUCAGGUUACUCACAGCUGGGCUGACUUGGGGGAUUUUACCUUUGGAUCGGAGCAUACAAAUACUUCCAUCAAUAUUCUAUUUCCCAAAGCUGCCAGACUGAGGUGAGAUGCAGCGUGAACGUGGAGCCGGUGCAGCGGAUGUCGGUGCAGGCUCACCAGUCUGGAAGUUUUGUGUGGGCACUCCGCAGCGGAAUCGCCAGAUAAGAGAUACUGAACAGUUUUGCGAGAAGAACUUGAGAGGAAAGAGGGAAGGUCUCGGCGGUGAGGAGUUUGCCCUUUCUGCAGUUGACAGCGGUGAAUAAAUUACUGCAGAACUUGUUUUGUAAGACACAAAUGACCCUAUUCUCCUGGUCUGAAUGGAAGAUGGAGAUUUGCUCGUCACAUCCACCCAUGUAUGUUCUGAUAAAGAGGCAGACAGCCUCCAGUCCUGUUUUUCCUCAUCUACAAGUUGUACUAUAUCAACAUGGUCCUGGCAAGCAAGGCCCAGUGUUUCUAUAUCCUGAUGGGAGAAGGCAAAGGUGGAGCAAUGGAGACUGCAUUUGCCCAUCCAUGUUAAAUAACCAAAUCUAGAAAAAUAAUUCAAACAAUGGGUUGCAGAAACAGGACACCAGGCAGCACAGGAUACUGAUCCACAAUAGAGGAGAAACAAACAAGAACCUACAUGGGAAGAAAGUACUCCUUGACAAACUCACCCGCAAAAGAACAUAUGUGUAAAGAAUUUCUCUAUGUGAAUAAAUAAUUUUGAUAAAACACAUCAUUAAAUGAAGAAUGAGGGCAUCUGGAAUCUUUCAUGUACCUUUUGCUUCUGUGAUGGAUCUUUAGGGGAACAUUUCUCAACGUUGCAGUUAGAACUUCGCAUCUUUGAUUCUUUUGGAUUUGGAAGGUGUCUUCUUUGAUUUCUAUAGAAUAGUCUGGUUUCCAUUUACCAGAAGGUACAGAUAAAAGAAAGAGAAGACUAUUUGGUGAAAAACUACAUGAUUCGUAAUAUUUAGAAGGCAAUUUAUUCUGAUCAGCUGAAUAACCCUAAUCAAAAUGUGUGAACUCUGACAUUAUUUUGUUCUCCACUUGGAAAUGAUUUCUGUCCUUGGACCUUGAUCCACAUGUUGCAAAAGAAUAUUUUAAAAAGAGAAUAAUUACCCACCAUGCUUUGUCACAGUGUCCAUUUUUCCCACCAAGGGAAUGGCCACUGCCACCUGAGAACAAAAAAGCUCUCUUAUUUACUAACGACGUCCUUAGUUUUCCUUUGUGUCAUUUUCCCCCUUAUGUAUGUGUUUUUUUACGCUUCUUUGCCAUCCUGCUGCGAGGAAGAAUAGUAAUCACAUCUAAUUAGAAAAAAUUAAAAUGCUAUGACUCACAGAAAUAAUGAAAGUUGAUUAUUUUUUAUACAAGGCAUAAAUCCCAGACCCACAUUUUACCCUUCAAAUUAGCUUACAAGCUGGUCAACAGCGUGGUAACAGUAUUGUGAAUGUUUAUCGUGGUGCUCUUUUUUCUACAUGCACCACGCUUCAUGCUGUCAACCGUGUCAUGAAAGACUCAUCUUCUCUUAUGCAGAAAAAGAGAGGCCAGUUUGAUUUUAUUUUUAUUUUUAAUU
Molecule: messenger RNA, 14864 nt
Organism: Acinonyx jubatus (cheetah)
Lineage: Eukaryota; Metazoa; Chordata; Mammalia; Carnivora; Felidae
Gene: DTWD2
Product: DTW domain containing 2
Exons: 29
Coding region: 625-1521 (298 amino acids)
Source: RefSeq, a predicted model, not a curated record